AUGGGCAGUUCACAUUCAUUUUCAAUACCACAUUUUAAUGCGAAUAUCCGUACAAGUGAUGGAAAGACAUUUGGAUUAUCUUCUCGUGAUUUUGUUGAUCAUAUUGUAUUGCUUCGUCGAGUGAUUGCGCAUCCAGAAAUGACGCAGCAAGCAAAAAUAGAUGAAAUCAUUGUACCAACAUUCGAUAUUGAUUUGAUAUGGCAUACACAUAUGAGGUUUCCAUUAUCUUAUCAAAACACGUCGAAAGCAUUAUGUGGUUUUCUUCUUGAUCAUGACGACUCGCUCGAAAAUGAUAUUCUAGUCGAUGCUUAUCAGAAAACAGCUGAACAGUGGAAGAUGACUUACAAGGUAGAUUAUGGCAAAGAUAUUGACAAAGAUAACUUGCGCACAUCGCAAUAUGUUAGCUCCUGCGCAAUAAUAAUGGCACCGGUUGUUAUAUUCUCAUCAAGUGAAGGUGGUGGUGGAUGUGGAGGUGGAGGUGGUGGUGGUGGUGGGUGUGGAGGUGGAGGUGGGGGUGGUGGUGGUGGAGGUGGAGGUGGAGGUGGUGGAUGUGGAGGUGGAGGUGGAGGUGGUGGAUGUGGAGGUGGAGGUGGAGGUGGUGGUGGUGGAUGUGGAGGUGGAGGUGGAGGUGGAGGUGGAGGUGGAGGUGGUGGAUGUGGAGGUGGAGGUGGAGGAUGUUGA
Molecule: messenger RNA, 681 nt
Organism: Rotaria sp. Silwood1
Lineage: Eukaryota; Metazoa; Rotifera; Eurotatoria; Philodinida; Philodinidae
Source: the annotation of a GenBank genome assembly